This is a messenger RNA of Aspergillus brunneoviolaceus CBS 621.78, 756 nucleotides long. RefSeq lists its product as uncharacterized. The transcript is spliced from 3 exons. NCBI's taxonomy places the organism in Eukaryota, Fungi, Ascomycota, Eurotiomycetes, Eurotiales, Aspergillaceae. Gene Ontology annotation, cellular component: cytoplasm; nucleus. Bases 1 to 756 code for a protein of 251 amino acids. The record is from RefSeq and is a predicted model, not a curated record.
AUGUAUCUCGACACACCUUUGCAGACGCCGCGCAAAGCGAAGAUCUUGAUGCUUCACGGACAAUCCGCCCACACCUUCCAGAGCAAGAUGCGGUAUCUCCACGAGCCCAUCGCGCGAGCCCUCUCCGCCACCUCCAUGCAGCAUGAGAGCCUCUAUCCCGGGGGCGUGGAGUUCUUCUAUCUGGACGGCCCGAUCCCUGCCUCCUCGAUCGACGCCUGCGACGAAACCUACAUGAAGCCCAACCGACUGCCCGACAGCUGGCUCUGGGGCUACGGCGACCCCGAGACCUCCGAGCUCAAGGGCCUCGAGCACACCUGGAAGCGGCUGGCGAAUGUCCUGACGGAACACGGGCCGUUCGUCGGCGUCAUCGGCUUCUCCGCCGGGGCCGCGUGGUCCGUCAUCCUCACUGCCUUGCUGGAGCAGAACAGGAAGAACCCUUACUUCCAAGUUAACCACCCACCCAUGCACUUCUGCAUCGCCUUCUCGGCCUUCAUGUUCGAGCACCGCACGUACGAGUGGAUCUACGCGCGGCGGAUCCAGACACCCGUGCUGCACUUCAUCGCCGCCCUCGACACCUGGGUCUCGGAGCGGCAGUCGCUGAAGCUGGUCGGGCGGUGCGCCAACGCGCAGGUGGAGUACUUCCAGGGGUCGCACUACAUCCCCCGCGGACCGCGGAUCAGGGAACUGGUGACCAGGUUCAUUCGGAGGACGGGCGGUGGGGUGGGCGAGGUGGACCGGGGCUGCAUUGGCGUAUAG